UCUUUGUUCAUCCCGUGAAUCAUCCCGCAAGAAACUCGACGAGAUUUUUUUUUCAACAUGACUUGUUUACAAAGGAAAAACAUCGGAGUCUCUCGUCCAUUUUAAACGGAGGUGUUUUUUUCUCAAUAACGCGAGGUCGAAUCUCAACGAUCGCCAGCCUUGAAUCAUAAUACGCCUGUCAUCGCGCUUUAUUAUUAUAACGCGCACUAAUUAGCGAAGCCGAAAUUGCGACACGCUCGCGUCCUUCGCGCAUGUAUUAUUUUUGUCGGACGGCGAAUAUCGGAAUCGACUCUUCCGAUGGCCUCUGAUCGUUUUUAGAAGCGUAUUUUCUCUCGCGACAUCUCGGCGUAAUGUGACGCGUGACAACCCGUCAUAUUCCUAGAGACAUUUGUAAGAUUGGCCUCGACGAAAACUAACAGCACGGAAUAUCAAUUUCGCGUGCCUAUUGUUAAUCGUCCCCGUGUGUCUGUUGUAAUAAAUGUUGCAAUUGGCUGGCCGUGUUCGUUUUCGCCGUGAGAUUAGCCGUUAGUGCGAUCAGCCACCGGAGUUCAUGUUCGGAUGUUUUGGCAGCUGAUUUCGCUCCCCCUUUCUCUCUCUUGUAACAGAGAAACGUUUGAAAAAAAUUUUUUCCCUUUCAUACUCGGCCGAAAAGGCUUGAAAUCUCGUCGCGUGCCUCGGUUUUUUCGCGCGUAUUAAGUGACCACGUGUUCCUUCGAAGUGGCUACCUCUCUUUCUGGGAUGCUUUAUUGGGAAAGCAUCAAGGAACGAUGACGUCAUAUCCUGAAACAUAAGCUAUUUUUCUCGUGGCAGUUGCGCGUAUCGAAUUUUCGGAGUAGCGAAUUUUUUUGCACCUCGUCGAGGUUUAUAUCGACCACGUGAUGGACAAAGAUCGAUUUUCUACGAUUUAAUUUCACCCAGCUACACGUGAAAACGUGCAGCAUAUAUUGUUCUAUCAAGAGAAAAAGCUUUAGAGAGAUUGCUUGUUGAUUUCUCACAACGAUGGAUUCAGAAGAGGAAACACUUUACGAUGACGUUGAUUCUGGUAAUGAAUCAAGUGGAGAUGAUGUUGACUUUGCUAUGGAAAUAGAAUCUGGUAACCCACGUGAACGAGCUACUGAUGUUGAUGAAUAUCCUUUUGAUGUGCUUUCUACGGAAGAGAUUGUACAGGACAUGGUUGAUUCAAUAAAGGAAGUCAACACUGUUGUCGAAAUACCAGCAACAACUACACGUAUUUUAUUAAAUCACUUCAAGUGGGAUAAAGAAAAAUUAAUGGAGCGUUUUUAUGACGGUGAUCAAGAAAAGUUAUUUGCCGAAGCACGUGUCAUUAAUCCAUUUAGAAAAGGUCCUUUAAUAAGUAGAAGUCGAUCUUCUCAAAGUUCUUUGUCCAAAAGAACGACAAAUGGGACAGAAGAAUGUGGAAUCUGUUUUAUGAUUCUACCAUCUUCGAUGAUGACUGGUCUUGAAUGUGGACAUCGUUUCUGUACUGGUUGCUGGGGAGAAUAUUUGACUACUAAAAUUAUGGAAGAAGGAGUUGGACAAACAAUUGCAUGUGCUGCUCAUGCUUGUGACAUUUUAGUAGAUGACGCCAGUGUUAUGCGGCUUGUCAAAGAUUCCAAAGUUAAAUUAAAAUAUCAACAUUUAAUCACAAACAGCUUUGUCGAAUGCAAUAGGUUAUUGAGAUGGUGUCCUUCUCCCGAUUGCAAUAAUGCUGUUAAAGUACAGUAUGUAGAAGCAAGACCAGUAACUUGUAAAUGUGGACAUAUUUUCUGUUUCCAUUGUGGUGAAAAUUGGCACGAUCCUGUAAAGUGUCAUUUACUCCGAAAAUGGAUCAAAAAGUGCGACGACGAUUCCGAAACGUCAAAUUGGAUUGCUGCGAAUACAAAGGAAUGUCCUAAAUGCAAUGUUACGAUCGAGAAGGAUGGUGGAUGUAAUCACAUGGUUUGCAAAAAUCAGAAUUGUAAAACUGAAUUCUGCUGGGUGUGUCUUGGUCCCUGGGAACCACAUGGUUCUAGUUGGUAUAAUUGUAAUCGCUACGAUGAAGAAGAAGCUAAAGUAGCUAGAAAUGCACAAGAAAAAUCCAGAUCAGCUUUACAGAGAUAUUUAUUUUAUUGCAAUAGAUAUAUGAAUCAUAUGCAAUCACUAAAAUUUGAGAGUAAAUUGUAUGCCAGUGUAAAGGAAAAGAUGGAAGAAAUGCAACAGCACAAUAUGUCAUGGAUUGAGGUACAAUUUUUGAAAAAAGCAGUCGACAUUUUGUGUUCCUGUAGACAGACUCUCAUGUAUACUUAUGUCUUUGCUUAUUACGUGAAAAAGAAUAAUCAAUCUGUGAUUUUUGAAGAUAACCAAAAGGAUUUAGAGAGUGCCACAGAAUGCCUCUCUGAAUAUCUUGAGAGGGAUAUCACGAGUGAAAAUCUUGCAGACAUUAAACAAAAGGUUCAGGAUAAAUAUAGAUACUGCGAUAGUCGAAGGAAAGUGCUUUUAGAACAUGUACAUGAAGGGUAUGAGAAAGAAUGGUGGGAUUACAAGGAAUAGAGAAUCUUUAUUUAGUUUCAUUUCUUGGGGUGUGACACACGAGUUCUCUUCCUUCCCACCUCUGCCCCAGCUGUGAUAAACUGAAAAAGAAAGAACUAAUGACAAGAGACAGAAAUAGAGUAUGUUGUGUUACAAAGUGAUAAAUGUACAGUAUGCACUUUAUACAUAAUAUGCUCUGUGGUCACACACAUAUAUUAUCAUUUAUGAUAAAUAUUGAACUCGAAAUAUUAAAAUUCAAAUCCAAUUACCAACAAGUUAGUUGGUCAAUAUUUUAAUUUGCGCUUGCUGUGUGUUGUACAUCAUUAUAGAUUCUUAAUCUUUGAUGAAAAUGCCCCCAUUGUUUUAGAUAAUGGUAAGAAUAUUAAUUAUAUUCGUUAAGACGAACAACAUUGCGCAUCAUUAUUGGUCAAAUAUUAUUAAUAUAUGUUUAGUGAUAUCUUAAAAUAACUCGGCUAAAAAAUUUAAUAUUUUAAUGUAUUUUACUGAUGUUAAUCAAUUGAAAUUUUUGAAUACCGA
Messenger RNA from Nylanderia fulva, 3045 nucleotides. It is a transcript of the gene ari-1, whose product is annotated as E3 ubiquitin-protein ligase ariadne-1. Gene Ontology annotation, biological process: protein ubiquitination. NCBI's taxonomy places the organism in Eukaryota, Metazoa, Arthropoda, Insecta, Hymenoptera, Formicidae. Gene Ontology annotation, molecular function: ubiquitin-protein transferase activity; zinc ion binding. The record is from RefSeq and is a predicted model, not a curated record.